Messenger RNA from Ictalurus punctatus (channel catfish), 3739 nucleotides. RefSeq names its product dishevelled segment polarity protein 1a (gene dvl1a). The coding region runs from base 339 to 2531 and encodes 730 amino acids. Gene Ontology annotation, cellular component: cytosol. The transcript has 15 exons. Gene Ontology annotation, biological process: intracellular signal transduction; canonical Wnt signaling pathway. Gene Ontology annotation, molecular function: frizzled binding. NCBI's taxonomy places the organism in Eukaryota, Metazoa, Chordata, Actinopteri, Siluriformes, Ictaluridae. The record is from RefSeq and is a predicted model, not a curated record.
GGACGCGUCCGCGGUGUGAAGCAGACAGCGGCCCUUCCUGUUUGACCGCGCUGCCGUGAACGCCGGACGCGCAGCGCUCGCGCGAGUAUGUCUGCGCGCGUCCAACGCGAGAGAGGCGAGCUUAUUUGCUUUCCUACGUGAUCCCCAGACCGGAGACAUGUCGCCAUUAUAGCGCCGAGUUGUUGUUCUCUUGUUGUUGUUUGUUUGUUUUUGUUUUGUUUGUUUUUUUAUGUAAAAAAAUGAAUUAUUAUUAGUCGUCGUCGUGUAGCUUCCUUUUUCUGUUUCGUUUUUCGCAGCCGCGAGCCUGUCAAUGAAUAGUGUCGCAGGCGCGCGCGCUCAUGGCGGAGACUAAAAUCAUCUAUCACAUCGAUGAGGAGGAGACUCCUUAUUUAGUCAAACUCGCCGUUUCUCCCGACAGAGUCACGCUCGCCGACUUCAAAAAUGUGCUCAGCAAUCGGCCCGUCAAUAGCUACAAAUUCUUCUUCAAGUCCAUGGACCAGGAUUUCGGGGUGGUCAAAGAGGAGAUAUCUGACGAUAAUGCCAAGCUGCCCUGCUUCAACGGAAGAGUCGUGUCCUGGUUGGUGCUGACUGAAAGCACACACUCAGAUGGCGGAUCUCAGUGCCCAGAGAGUCAUGCCGAGCUGCCGCCCCCGCUGGAGCGAACAGGAGGCAUCGGAGACUCGAGACCCCCCUCAUUUCAUGCCAACGCGGUGAGCAGUCGGGAUGGACUGGACACAGAGACGGGCACAGAGUCUCUCGUGAGCCAGCGCAGGGAGAGGGAGCGCGAGAGGAGCCGCAGGGCACGGGACAACAAGCUCCCUCGGUUAAACGGCCACUCGAAGGCUGAGCGGGUUAAUCGAGACUCGGCCAUGGGCUAUGACAGCACCUCCAUGAUGAGCAGCGAGCUGGAGUCUAGCUCCUUCAUUGACAGUGAGGAAGAUGAGGAUGCCAGCAGAUUGAGCAGCUCCACAGAGCAGAGUAAUUCUACUCAACUCAUGCGCAGGCACAAGCGCCGGCGACGGAGACAGAAAGUGGCCAAGAUGGACAGGUCCUCAUCAUUCAGCAGCAUAACAGAUUCCACCAUGAGCCUCAACAUUAUCACGGUCACUCUCAACAUGGAGAAGUAUAAUUUCCUGGGUAUCAGCAUAGUGGGGCAGAGUAAUGACCGAGGAGAUGGAGGCAUAUACAUCGGCUCCAUCAUGAAAGGUGGUGCCGUAGCAGCUGAUGGCCGAAUUGAGCCUGGAGACAUGCUUUUACAGGUGAAUGACGUGAACUUUGAGAAUAUGAGUAAUGAUGAUGCUGUAAGGAUUCUGCGGGAAAUCGUCUCCAAGCCUGGACCCAUAAGUCUCACAGUGGCUAAGUGCUGGGACCCCUCUCCUCGCAGUUACUUCACCAUCCCCAGAGCGGAGCCCGUAAGGCCAAUUGAUCCUGCUGCCUGGAUCUCUCACACUACAGCUCUGACUGGAACCUAUCCACACUACGAACUGGAUGACUUGCCCCUCUCAGCUAGUAAAACGGAAAUGGCCACAAUAGUUAAAGUGAUGCAACUGCCUGAUUCAGGUCUUGAGAUCAGAGACCGCAUGUGGCUUAAGAUCACCAUAGCAAAUGCUGUCAUUGGUGCUGAUGUGGUGGACUGGCUGUAUUCACGAGUGGAAGGCUUCAAGGACCGGCGCGACGCCCGAAAAUACGCCAGCAGUUUGCUGAAACACGGCUACCUGAGACACACCGUCAAUAAGAUCACCUUCUCUGAACAAUGCUAUUAUACAUUUGGAGAUCUAUGCCAAAACAUGGCCUCUCUGAACCUGAAUGAUGGAUCCAGUGGUGGUGGUUCAGAGCAAGAUACUCUCGCCCCUCUCCCUCCAUCAGUUCCCAACCCGUGGCCUGCAGGCGGGCAGCCGUACCCGUAUCCAGGCUACCCGAACCCACCGCCCGGCUUCCCGCCUGGAUACUCGGAGCCCGGCCACAGUUUCCACAGCGGCAGUGCUGGCAGCCAGCAGAGUGAAGGCAGUAGAAGUAGCGGCUCUAACCCCAGCGCAGGUAAAGGAAGAAGGCCCUCUCCUCGAGAUAAGGAGCACAGGUCGACGUGCUGCGUGGGAACAGACGCCGAACCAGUUCCAUGGCCUGGCGUACAGGGCCAGAGAGCACCCAGUCAGCUGAGCCAUCACAGUCACACCCGCUCCUGUGCCAGUCACACCUGCUCCGGGCACAGCCAUGCUGCAUCCCAGCGGACACACAGUGUGUCCCAGCACAGCCACGCCUCUUUCUCCUAUAGCCACGCCCCCUUCACUCAGCUUGGCCACGCAUCCUGUGCGCACAGUGAGAGGAGCCACGCGUCCUCGUAUGGCCCUCCAGGCCUCCCUCCUCCGUACUGCCUGGCACGGCUGGCUCCUAGAGCCACUGCUCACAGUGGUCCUCCUGGAGCUCCGCCCGUGCGCGAGUUAGCAAAUGUCCCUCCAGAGCUCACGGCUAGUCGGCAGUCCUUCCAGCACGCUAUGGGUAACCCUUGUGAGUUCUUCGUUGAUAUUAUGUGACAGGAACAGUGCCUUUCACGUUUAAAGAGCACAAACCCUCCAUAUUCCCCUUUGCUCCCUUAAAUUCUUGCUACUGACUAUCCCAGCACUGAGAAUGUACCCAUCAUCGUCCCUCAGUGGAGGACACUAAAAAAACAGCACAGCAUUUUGCACUUGCAAAGCAAAUAACAUGAUGUUAGAUGUUAAGAUGGCUGCUGCAGAUUUUUUUUUGGCCCAGAGCAGAGCUCCACUCCUGUGUAUUGAGUGUAUAUACUCUUUAUCAGAGAUGAACUGGAAGUUAAAGUUUGCUCUUACAGCGGAACCUUUGUAGCUAAUCUGCAUUUGGGCAAACCAGCAAGUGAUAUUCAGAUGUCAAGUCAAGUCAGUCUAACAAAUAAAUAAUUGCCAAAAAGUGGCACAUGCUGUGUCAGAUAUUUUACAAAUAUCUGAGUUUGGUGUAAAACUUCGCACACAUGACUGCUGAAGUUCCUUAGUUGUAAAUGUUGUCUGGAAGUAAUAAUGCAUUUGUCGGAGAUUCCUUGUAAUUUGAAAUUCAUAAUGUACUCAUGAUGUCCCUUUGACAAUCAGUCAUGCACACAGUCUGACUUAAAAGAUGCAGGAUCUGUGGUUGAAUGACUUCAUCUUAAGUCUGCCAAAUUGCUUGAACACUAUUACACAGAAAUAUCUUUAUCCUUUCUGACACAAUGAACUAAUGUCAGAUUCAUCUUGCACUGCCAUAUGUGCAAUUGCUCAGACACUCGGUAAUGUCCCGUGGCCUCGCUCAAGGUCAUGACAAAUGGAAUUAGCCUUUAAGGACAAGAUUAAUAAGAUUAUAGAAAUGAAGUUAACACCAUUACCAAAUGCCGUUGACAGACAUUAAGCUGUGUUCACAUUUUAUUUCACAAAAGUAAGAUUGUUUUCACUAUGAUGAUAAGACUUGUUUUGUGGUGACAUUUACUGGUAAAGUUGUGAAAUCUAAAAUUUGUUUAAAAAUGUUCCCUUGCUUAACCCAUUACCCCAGGUCUCAGUGGGAAACAGCAACGGUGUAAUUUUGACUCUUGAAGCACUUUUAAUAACGUACUUGUUUGGCCCUUUAGUAUAAAACACUGUUCGUAACGGAAGCUAUUUACUUUAUUUCUUCAAGUAAAGAGGAAUAACAAAUUGUACAUAAUGAAAAAAAUUAUAUAUUAUAUAUAAUUGAAAAAGAAUAAAUAAAAUAUAUGAGUUAA